CUGUUGUAGAUGUGACCAAAUAAGUGCAUCACGUGACCACGACGCACCCCUAAACGGUUCUCGUAGUAAAGUCAGUAUAUUAAGUACAUCAUGGCUAGCAUUGUACGUGCUGUAAGGUCUGGCGACAUCAAACUUAUUGAUGCAGAACUCCGCAAACCAGGGUUUUGCAUCAAUUCACCUACAACUGGAGGCCGAACAGCAUUACACCAUGCUAUUGAUGCAGGAAAAAUUGAAGUUUGCAAGCAUCUGAUCUCCAGGGGGGCAGACCCAGAUUUGGAAGAUGAAGGAGAAUGUACUCCUGUGUAUAUCGCCAUUCUCAAGGAAAAUAAGAAGAUGAUUGAAUUCCUUCUGGAACAGGGUGCAAACAAAAAAGGCAAGUCCCCGGAUGGUGACAAAUACAUAGAGUGCACUGAAAACGAGGCUAUCAAAGAGCUUUUCAAAUGACGUUUUUGUAUAACUGACUAAAGUAGAAUAGAGUUAAGGUUCAGCUGAUGUAAGAAAUAAAGACCAAUAAACCACU
Molecule: messenger RNA, 520 nt
Organism: Exaiptasia diaphana
Lineage: Eukaryota; Metazoa; Cnidaria; Anthozoa; Actiniaria; Aiptasiidae
Product: myotrophin
Exons: 4
Coding region: 91-444 (117 amino acids)
Molecular function (GO): protein binding
Source: RefSeq, a predicted model, not a curated record